AUGCUUCCCACCAUACCCACCUUCCUCAUUACCAUCACCACCCUCUUCGCUCUCCCAGCAACCUCCCUCCUCCGCUUCUCCUGUUCCCAACUCGUCGUCGAGCGCCUCGACCCGCUCGUCAACCCGGGCGUAAGCGGCUCCCCCCACCUCCACCAAAUCAUCGGCGGCAAUGCGUUCAAUAUCUCCAUGGACCCGUCUAUUUCUCCCUCUGAUAAAGCCUCCUGCACCACCUGCACUUUUGCCGAAGACUUCUCCAACUACUGGACCGCUGUAAUGUUCUUCAAAGCCAAGAACGGAACGUUCAAGCGCAUCCCGAUUAAAGGGAAUGUGGGAUUUGAGCAGAGUCAGGGGGGGAUGACGGUGUAUUAUUCGCCGCAGACUAAGGGGGCCAAGGGUACGACGGCGUUUAAGAAAGGGUUUAGAAUGAUUGUUGGGAAUCCAACGUAUCGGACAGAAGCGCAGGCUAAACAGUUCCGCCAACUCACCUAUACAUGUCUGCAGAAUGCCAACACGCGCUCUGGCGAAACCUUGGAUUUCCCCAAGAAGCCUUGUCCAGCGGGUAUUAUGGCAAACGUAAGGUUUCCAACAUGUUGGGACGGCCAAAACCUCGACUCCCCCGACCACAUGAGCCACGUCGCCUACCCUACUACCGGAACCUUUGAAAGUGGUGGCCCCUGUCCAUCCACUCAUCCCGUUCAGAUCCCUCAGCUCUUCUACGAAGUCAUUUGGGACACUACGAAAUUCAACGACAAGGCCCUCUGGCCCGCUGAUGGCUCCCAGCCUUUUGUAUGGAGCUUUGGUGAUCCAACCGGGUACGGCAACCAUGGAGAUUAUGUGUUUGGCUGGAAAGGCGAUGCGCUACAGAAAGCAAUGGAUGCGAACUGUAAUAUCAAUUGCCCACAACUGAAGACACAGAGUAUUACGACUGGGAAUCAGUGUUCGCAGAAGCAGAUUGUGAAUGAGGAUUUGGAUGGGUGGUUGACGGAAUUGCCAGGUGGGAUGAGGGUUACGAUAAAGUGA
Lindgomyces ingoldianus is the source of this 1020-nucleotide messenger RNA. RefSeq lists its product as uncharacterized. The record is from RefSeq and is a predicted model, not a curated record. NCBI's taxonomy places the organism in Eukaryota, Fungi, Ascomycota, Dothideomycetes, Pleosporales, Lindgomycetaceae. The transcript is spliced from 5 exons. Bases 1 to 1020 code for a protein of 339 amino acids.